CAACCCGAAAUCAAUUUUGGUUUCAGGCGAACCUGGUAUCGGAAAAACGCUUUUCUCGCACAAAAUCCUAAGAGACUGGUCAACAAAUUGCAUAUCGAUCCCUAAAAUUAAGUUCACGUACCUGAUAACGUUCAGGCAACUAGUCAUGCUUGGCAACAAAGAGCUCACCCUCAGAGAACUGCUUAAUCGCUCCCCUCUUCUGAACACAAGCACCAUGAUGGACGAUACAGUAAUGGCGCACGCCAUUCACCAUUCAGAGCAGUUCUUCGUURUCCUUGAUGGMUUUGAUGAAUACGAAGACCACAACAAAAUAUUGGGAAGUUAUGAAAGCCAAUUCCCCAAUGAUGCAGAAACCAAGAUGCCGGUAGCUGCUCUGGUCAGCAAACURAUCAAAAAAGAGAUCUUGUGCGAUUCUGUCAUCAUGAUAACCUCAAGACCAGGCAAAGCCGACGAGUUGGAMGGAGAACUCCACUUUGAYCGAUGUGUGGAAAUAACAGGUUUCUCAGAAGAACAGGUCCUUCAAUAUGUUGAGAAGUAUUUCAACUCUAAACCAGAAGAAGUAAAAGAAAUGGCCAUGGAGAAAGUCAAAACAACCGCACAUUACAUGUCAUUUGGUCGCGUCCCUCUGAGGUGUUUGUUCGUGUGCCAAGUCAUCGAGUGGGAAAUCAAAAACAAAAUUACUAGAAAUAAUUUAGUUCCUCUUACACUCACUCAGUUUUAUCGUGAAAUUAUUAGUUGCCUAGAAAGAGCUAAUAGAGAGAUGGAUAGUUUAGAUAAGGAAGAGGCUUCUCUGGCUGUUGAGAAAACCCUCCAUAACUUUUCUGAAUUAGCCGCACAGUUAGCUGAACAAAAUCGCUUUGCUUUCACUCAAAAAGACUUAGAAAAGCUAAAAUUACCUGAAAAUGAAAUAUCUUACCUUAAAUCAAGUAAUUUAAUAUUUUGUUAUCCUGUUGCCAGUGAUUCUCCAUUCCCACAAACAACUCUUGAGUAUAGUUUUUCACAUUUAACCAUUCAAGAGUUUUUUGUUGCUUGUCAUUUGGUGAAGAAGCGCGCAAUGGCGGCACAAGAAACCUCUGACAUGGUACACAUAUUCACGAGUGGUUUGUUGGGUUUAGAUCAGGAGAACAACAACGAUAAAUGUAUGUCGAAAGUACUAAAGUCUGUAUGUAAACAAGGGAUGGAUGACUUGCAUGGAUGGAGACAACGCGUUGUGUUAUUGCGCUGUCUCCAUGAGUACGGCCUAGAGAAAGAAUUCACAAGACAAGAACUGACUACAAAUCCUGACUACAGAUACUGGUCUAGUGGUGGGAGGAUUGGAUUAGAAGGUGUAACCGACACGGACUGUGAUGCACUCGCUAUGUUAUUAGAAUCCACUGCUACAUCAAUAUCAUCACCACCACUCACAUUGUACAUUCAAUGGUCACAGAUAACCAUUACCAUGUUAAAUAGAUUGUUGUCAUCUCUUCAUUCAAACUCCACAAUCACUAGACUGGGGCUGGCGUGGUGUAGUUUGAAUGAUGAUCACGUAAAGUGUUUGUGUAAAUAUUUAAGUAACACUCACAUCACCUGGCUAAACCUGUCUCACAAUAACAUAUCAGAUGUAGGGGUGCAUCACAUUGUACAUAACAAACCUAGUAAA
Molecule: messenger RNA, 1639 nt
Organism: Exaiptasia diaphana
Lineage: Eukaryota; Metazoa; Cnidaria; Anthozoa; Actiniaria; Aiptasiidae
Product: protein NLRC5-like
Exons: 1
Source: RefSeq, a predicted model, not a curated record